Molecule: messenger RNA, 3180 nt
Organism: Selaginella moellendorffii
Lineage: Eukaryota; Viridiplantae; Streptophyta; Lycopodiopsida; Selaginellales; Selaginellaceae
Exons: 2
Coding region: 1-2976 (991 amino acids)
Biological process (GO): resolution of meiotic recombination intermediates; reciprocal meiotic recombination
Source: RefSeq, a predicted model, not a curated record
AUGCGGCUCAGGUAUCUCGACGCGGAUUUCUUCGACAGGGCCGCCGAGAAUGCCACGCUUGCCUGCGCAAGAUCGAUCCUCCAUGUCUGCGCUCUCCAGCUCCAAGAUUUCGAUCGGCAGCAGCAGCAGCAGCGAUCGCAGCUACCGGAGAUCGUCCUCGCGCAAGCACAGCAGCAAAUCGAUGAGAGGCCGCUGCCGGAGCUAGGCGCGUGCUUGGAAUCACUCCGGCCGGGCCUCCGGGACAAGCUCUUGGAGAGUCUUCUCCCGUUCAAGCUGGAAUGCCGGCCGAUCUUAGAUCAAGUCCCCAGGGCGCCGCCGACGCUGCCGUGCUUGCCGAUAUUCGUGCUGGAAAUCCCCGAGGUUGAUUCUCCGGAAGAGGAUUUCUCAAUCCAAGAAGAGAUUUUCAGCGCGCAGCGUGAGCUACCGCUGGAAGAAGAAGAAGAAGGAGAAUUGGCUGCCCUGGAUCGCCAGGCCGCGGUUCUCCACAUCGAGCCUGUGGAGUUCCAGCCGGUGGUGGUCUCUCGGAAUUUCCCUUCUCGCGUUUCAAGGCAGAUAUUCGUUCUGGAGAGCGAGGAGGUGGAUUUUCCAGAUCUUUUCACGUCACUGGAUGGCUCUGGGAUGGAAGAACACAGUGAGGAGCUGGCUUGGGAUCCACAGGCUUUAGCAUCAGGUCUAGCUAUCCAGCCAAUCGAUCUCGGGAUUUUGGAGCAGCUGGCGGCACCACAGGUGUUCGAGAAGCUAGUUAUCAUCCCAGAGCUAUCCCUGCCAUACUUUCCAUCUCUUGAUCAGCAAGGACCGAAAGAAGAAUCGCUGUUCGGGAGCUCGACUCUUGGGAAAGUUUCCAUGCUGGAAACUAAGCAAGUUGAUAUCCCUGAUGCGGGACUAGAGGAACACACUGUCGCACAGAUGGUAGACUCAUUGGCCAUGCAGCACGUCCAGCUCGAGUUCCUGGACAACUAUAUAGUGACGCCACAAUUGUAUGAGAAGCUGGUGCUCGUUCCAGAGCUUUCUCUACGCUGCCAUCUCGUCAAGCUUUUGCCGGUUCCAGCGCUCCACUUCAGCGACAGGGAGGAAAAGGUGGAAGAAUUCAUUUUUGGGACUCUGGCUUCUCUUGCCAAGUACUCUCAGCCGUCUGCCACGGACUUCAUAUAUCUGGACUGGCAUCUCUCCGAAAGCAACACUUGCAAUGAUCACCGGUGCUUCUACUUCAGGAGCCAUCAUCUCUGGGGUCUUGUGGAGAAAAUCGCCACUGCUCCAGCUCCACAUCAACCAGGCAGGGAGAGCAGUAGCGUCUCUCAAGACUCAAAACUGCCACCAUUGGAAUUUCCCACAGAGCCCAUCGGUCCGGCUAGAGUCAGCGAAGCGCACGUUUCACUCGAUCUAAAGGUGCCUCUACGUGAUGCUAAGCGAACCGAUGCUAAGCGGCGGAGUGGCAACUUUGGGGUUCCUGGUGCAAGGCUGCCGUCGAGUCAGACAUGCACGGGGAUUUUCGUGGUGAACAGCAGGCUCGUCAACAAGCACGGACUGAUUUCCAGGAGGAGUACGUACCAGCGAAUUCUUGCUGUUGAAAAGGGUGGAGCGCAGGUGGUGGAGAGGGAACUAAGGCUACCGAUCGACGUCAUUCUGAGUCCUACAAAGUGCCUCGUCUUUUACAGCCCGGAGAAGCUCUGCAUGCAUGAACAAGCGAACAGUGUGGAGGGCGUCUCGGCGUGGAUCGAGAGCAUUAUCGACAAUGAUAUGAAGGCCAUCAGCUUUGCCUUCCAGCAAUGCAUCAUGGUCUUUGAAGGUGACAGAAGAUUCACGACUGCCGUCCUUCAAAAUAUCGAUGACGUCUACGCAGCAGCCGUUGGUCUCAGCAUCCACGCCCAAUGCUUCGUUUCCCGUGAUCCGGCAAACACCGACUCGAUCGUUUUGAGCUGCGUCAAGGAAGCUCAAACCAGCGCCACCUCUCGUACGUUUCCUCGAAUGACAGAGUCCCCCACUGUGGCGGAAGCAUUUCUGACAGAGUCGCCGACAAUCAACCCGCUCACCGCUCACGCCAUCUUAUCUUCCGAGAAAACUCUCGCCGCCUUCAUAGCAAUGGCACCACCGGAGCAGCUCGCAGCCGCAAAGCCUUUCGCCAUAUCUUCCCACUCGCUGCAGCUCUUCAAAUCCCAGUGCGAGUAUGGACAAGUCGAGAGACGUGUGGGACGUGGACAAAAGAAUCAGGACUUUAUAGACGGAUAUGGACGACAGCGUGCAGUCGAACCUCUAGAACAGAAGCCUCCAUCGUGCAGCGACAGACAUGAAUUCCAGUAUUUUCCUCCCGCGGCCGAGCUGGACGAGGAAUGGAACUCGGGGGACCAUUUCACGUCGGCUCCAUACUUUCCGCCCGCCGGGCAGCUAGACGAGGACUGGGACGAGUCGCCAGCUAUUCCAGCGGCGCACACCUUUGAAGCGGUGGCUCUCGAUGACAUCGAGGGGCGAGAAGACAUUGUCAGCAAGAAGUACACGGCGAGCGGCUUUGGCUUCUCCUCAAACAGGCGCCAAUCUUCGUCGUCCUCCUCCGUCAAGGACGCUUUGAAGAGUUGGCUGAGCGCUCGCGAGCAAAGCAAGAAGAAUCUCAAGAGACCCCCGCCGGCAGCGCCACCUCUGAUGGUGCACGACGAGACUCCGACUCGUAGCACUUCGACGAGGAAGAGAAAGGACGCUACUGCAAGUGUUCCUGCUGCUGCUACAAAAGAAGGUGGUGGAGUUAAGAGGAAGAAGCCGAGCAACGACAUCUUCACGCUGUGGGAGAACUUCAAGUACCGGAAUCAGCCAGCUGCUACUCCGCUGCUCUCAACUUCCAGGAGCUUCAAGAGGCCCUCGAGCUCCAUAUUCUCUUCGUCGCCGGGACAGAACAACAGCUCCAGUUGCAGCGUCCAGCAGCAACACAAAGCAGGAGGGGGAGUAGCAGCGGGAGGAGGAAAGCGUGCAAAGCGAACCACGAUUUGACAACUCGGAACAAAACUUUGGAAACCAGGUUCCAAUCACCAGGUUCCCGGGAUCGUUUUACACGUCACUCAACUAGAUCAAAAUGCAAAUUCGAUGCCAACUUCGUGUGGCAAUUACAAUGGGCAUCCAUAUGGAAUUUAGAGAACCAAUAGUAGAGAAAUCUCGAAAACUCUCACCCAUCAACGAACACUGUGCCCUAUGGAU